Messenger RNA from Seriola dumerili (greater amberjack), 1602 nucleotides. Its product is annotated as potassium voltage-gated channel subfamily G member 4-like. The transcript has 2 exons. NCBI's taxonomy places the organism in Eukaryota, Metazoa, Chordata, Actinopteri, Carangiformes, Carangidae. The coding region runs from base 1 to 1602 and encodes 533 amino acids. Gene Ontology annotation, cellular component: membrane; voltage-gated potassium channel complex. The record is from RefSeq and is a predicted model, not a curated record. Gene Ontology annotation, biological process: potassium ion transmembrane transport; protein homooligomerization. Gene Ontology annotation, molecular function: protein binding; delayed rectifier potassium channel activity.
AUGCCCAUCAUCAGCAAUGCCAACCACGACUUCAGCACCUACUCCAUCAGCAGUGACGACAGCAGCCUCGACCGCUUCUUCACUGAGAUCCCGGAGACUGAGACCAUCAAGGGUGUUUACUUCCAGCGAGCGCAGCUGCUUCGUGACCCCAAGGCCUCGUAUGUGGUCGACCACACCCUGCAGGUUCUCAUUAAUGUCGGGGGCAACCGCUACACCUUCCCCUGGAGCACCUUGGAGCAGUUUCCCCAGAGUCGACUGGGACGCCUUCGUUUCUGCACCACCCCUGAGGAGAUUGCGCGACUCUGCGAUGACUACGACGAGACGUGCCAGGAGUACUUCUUUGACCGAAACCCGACGGCCUUCAGAGUCAUCCUCAACUUCCUGGCCGCAGGCAAACUGCGUCUCCUUCGGGAACUGUGUGCCGUGUCACUGCACGAUGAGCUCGACUACUGGGGCGUGGACCCAGGUCAUAUGGAGCGUUGUUGCCGUCGCCGCAUGAUCACACGCGUAGAAGAGGUGGCGGAAAGAGAGCGUAAGGAAGAGGAGUGGAGGCAGAAGAGGGUGAUGCUGAAGAAAACCCCCCCAGAGGCCGAGCAGGGCUACCGCCGGCUGUUCUGGAUGCUGAGAGAAGUGGUGGAAAACCCUCACUCGGGACUGGCUGGGAAGUUGUUCGCUUGCCUCUCUGUCAUCAUGGUGUUGGUCACUGUCAUCAGUCUGUGCAUCAGCACCAUGCCGGAUCUCAGAGAUGAAGAGACCAGGGGCGAGUGCUCCCAGAAGUGCCACAGCAUGUUUGUGGUGGAGUCCAUCUGCGUCGCCUGGUUCACGCUGGAGUUUUUGCUGCGAUUUGUCAACGCUCAGAGCAAGCUGGCCUUCGCUCGCGGCCCCCUCAACAUCAUCGACGCCAUCGCCAUCCUGCCGUACUACGUGUCCCUGGUCGUCGACGUCAAAGACGAGACAAAGGAGGAAGUCAUCAUGGGUGCCGGCAGAGGCUAUCUGGAUAAACUGAGUCUGAUCCUGCGCCUGCUACGGGCUCUGCGCAUCCUGUACGUGAUGCGUCUUGCUCGCCAUUCUCUGGGCCUGCAGACGCUGGGACUGACCAUGCAGCGCAGCAUGAGGGAGUUCGGCCUGCUGCUGCUGUUCGUCUGCGUGGCCGUGACCCUCUUCUCACCUCUGGUCCAUUUGGCGGAGAGCGAACUGGCGCCAUUUGCCGCCACACACCCCCACCACAGCUUCAGCAGCAUCCCAGCUUCUUACUGGUGGGCCAUCAUCUCUAUGACCACGGUGGGCUAUGGCGACAUGGUGCCGCGCAGCAUCCCUGGACAGAUAGUGGCACUGACCAGCAUCCUGAGUGGCAUCCUCAUCAUGGCGUUUCCCGCCACCUCCAUCUUCCACACCUUCUCCCGCUCCUACCAAGAGCUUAAACAGGAGUACGAGCGGCUGUGGAAGGAGGAGAGAGGCGAGGAAAUAGCCGCUGAGUCGGAGGAGAGUUGGUCCAAGGUCAAUUUGGCACCAGAUGAUCUCACGUCUAUGUCCAAGGAAGAGAAUGAAGCGCUGAUGUCAAGCAAGAGUCAUCAAUCCACACUUCCAUCUACAGCUUUCUGA